AUGCCGCCGCUCAGAUCCGAUACUAUUGGCCUCCAAGCAGCAGUCCACAAACCAAUGGGUCUAUGUAAGGUCACUGUGAUGAUGAGAUGUCAAAACGUGACUGAAGUAAGUGAUGAACCAGGAGAUGAAACCUACCUCAACGAUAGGUACACUGAUGUCUACAUCACAAAAGGAAGGAGUAACGAGGUUAAUACUCAACAUGAGGUGUGGCAGCUUGAGACAACUUCCAAUGCCAUCUGUGACCCUUCAAUCAAGUGUCAGGACAUCUUUAAAGUCUUACCUGACCAACCUAAAUACAUCAAAGUCGUUCUGAUGAACGGUGUCGCUGGUGUUGGAAAAACCUUCUCAGUGAAGAAGUUCGCUCUGGACUGGGCAGAGGGCUUAAAAAACCAGCAUAUCAGUCUGGUGUUUAUGUUUCCGUUCAGGGAGCUGAACUUGAUCAAACAUAAGAAGUACAGUCUGAUCAUGCUGAUCUAUAAAUUCUAUCCAACAUUACAGAAGCUCACAGGAGAGAAGCUCGCUGUCUGUAAAGUUUUGUUUAUCUUUGACGGCCUGGAUGAAAGCAGACUUUCACUGGAUUUCGACACCAGGAAGGUCGUGACUGAUGUCACAAAGAAGUCAUCAGUCAGCGUGCUGUUGACAAACCUCAUCAAGGGGAACCUGCUUCCCUCGGCUCUCGUCUGGAUAACUUCCCGACCUGCAGCAGCCAAUCAGAUCCCUCCUUCAUGUGUUAACAGGGUAACAGAAGUUCGAGGCUUCACUGACGACCAGAAGGAGGAGUACUUCAGGAAGAGAUUCAGUGAUAAAGAGCAGUCCAGCAGAAUCAUCUCACACAUCAAGACAUCCAGGAGCCUCCACAUCAUGUGUCACAUCCCAGUCUUCUGCUGGAUCACUGCUACAGGUCUGGAGGAAAUAUUGACUACAGACCAGAGAAGAGAGCUGCCCAAAACCCUGACUGACAUGUAUUCACACUUCCUGCUGGUUCAGACAAAGAGGAAGAAGAACAAGUACGAUGGGGGACAUAAGACGAGUCCACAGGAAAUGACGGAGGCUGACAGGAAACUUCUUCUGAAGCUGGGGAGGCUGGCGUUUGAACAACUACAGAAAGGAAACAUCCUGUUCUACCAUGAAGACCUGAAGAAGUGUGGUCUUGAUGUCACAGAGGCCUCUGUGUUAUCAGGAUUUUGUACACAGAUCUUCAAAAGAGAGAAACUCCAGAAGAAAGCAGUUUACAGCUUUGUUCAUCUGAGCAUUCAGGAGUUUCUGGCUGCAGUCUACAUGUACCGCUGUUACGCCAGCAAGAAGACAAAGGUACUGGAGGACUUUGUCGGAGAAAACAACAUUUACUCAUCUCUGGAUGACUUCCUGAUGGGAGUCAUGGAGAAAUCUCUCCAAAGUAAAAAUGGCCACCUGGACCUGUUUGUUCGCUUCCUUCAUGGCCUCUCUCUGGAGUCCAACCAGAAUGUCUUAGGAGGCCUGGUGGGUCAGACAGAGAACAGUCCAGAAACCAUCCAGAGAGUCAUCAACAACCUGAAGGAGAUGAACAAUAGUGAUAUCUCUCCUGACAGAAGCAUCAACAUCUUCCACUGUCUGAUGGAGAUGAACGACCGCUCAGUCCAUCAGGAGAUCCAAGAGUUCCUGAAGUCAGAGAACAGAUCAGAGAAGAAACUCUCUGAGAUCCACUGCUCAGCUCUGGCCUACAUGCUGCAGAUGUCAGAGGAGGUUCUGGAUGAGUUGGACCUGGAGAAGUACAACACAUCAUGGGAGGGACGACAGAGACUGAUCCCAGCUGUGAGGAACUGCAGAAAGGCUCGAUUGUGUGGCUGUAGUUUGUCAGAGGUCAGCUGUGAUUCUCUGGCCUCAGCUCUGAAGUCCAACCCCUCCCAUCUGAGAGAGCUGGAUCUGAGAGACAACAAGCUGCAGGAUUCAGAUGUGAAGCUGCUGUCUGCUCUUAAGAAAAGUCCAAACUGCAAACUGGAGACUCUGAGAUUGGAGGACUGCAGUUUGUCAGAGACCAGCUGUGCUCCUCUGGUCUCAGCUCUGAAGGGAGACCCCUCCCAUCUGAGAGAUCUGGAUCUGAACUACAACAAGCUGCAGGAUUCAGACAUGGAGCAGCUGUGUGAUUUUUUGAAGAAUCCAGACUGUAGACUGAAGGCUCUGCAACUAUGGGACUGCGGUUUGUCAGAGAUCAGCUGUACUUCUCUGGUCUCAGCUCUGAAGUACAACCCCUCCUAUAUGAGACAUCUGGAUCUGAGUAACAACAAGCUCCAGGAUUCAGACGUGGAGCUGCUGUGUGAUUUUCUCAAGAAUCCAGCCUGUAGACUAUAUCUUCUGGGAUUGUGGGGCUGCAGUUUGUCAGAGAUCAGUUGUGCUUCUCUGGUCUCAGCUCUGAAGUCCAACCCCUACCAUCUGGGAGGUCUGUAUCUGAAUAACAACACGCUGCGGGAUUCAGACAUGGAGCAGCUGUCUGAUCUUCUGAAGAAUCCAGCCUGUGAACUGAAGACUCUGAGUUUGUGUCGCUGCGAUUUGUCAGAGAUCAGCUGUGCUUCUCUGGCCUCAGCUCUGAAGCACAACCCCUCCCAUCUGAGACAUCUCUAUCUGAGCUACAACAAGCUGCAGGAUUCAGGAGUGGAGCUGCUGUCUGAUCUUCUGAAGAGUCCAGACUGUGAACUGGACACCGUGAGAUUGUGUGGCUGCAGUUUGACAGAGAUCAGCUGUGAUUAUCUGGCUGCAGCUCUGAAGUCCAACCCCUCCCAUCUGAGAGAGCUAGAGUUGUGUGGAAACAACCUGACGGAUUCAGAUGUGAAGCUGCUGUCUGAUCUUGAGAAGAGUCCACGCUGCAGACUGGAGUAUCUGAGCUGGUGAUGAUCUCUGUCAGAGUGAGAGUGAACAUCCAGGAGUGUUGAGAGAGGAUCAGCUGGAUCCUGAUGAUCCAUCUGGAGUCUGGAUCUGGAUUUUACCAUCUUCACUUAAGUCUCUUAACUGAC
Scomber japonicus (chub mackerel) is the source of this 2987-nucleotide messenger RNA. RefSeq names its product NACHT, LRR and PYD domains-containing protein 12-like. NCBI's taxonomy places the organism in Eukaryota, Metazoa, Chordata, Actinopteri, Scombriformes, Scombridae. The coding region runs from base 1 to 2865 and encodes 954 amino acids. Gene Ontology annotation, molecular function: protein binding. The transcript is spliced from 9 exons. The record is from RefSeq and is a predicted model, not a curated record.